Molecule: messenger RNA, 1145 nt
Organism: Jatropha curcas
Lineage: Eukaryota; Viridiplantae; Streptophyta; Magnoliopsida; Malpighiales; Euphorbiaceae
Source: RefSeq, a predicted model, not a curated record
UCUUCAACUGCUCGAAUUUUCUGCUGAAAAUUUUGGUCAUCCUCUCUUAAUUUGUGAUGGAAAUUGCAGUUGCUAUUGGAGGUGCUCUUCUAGCACCUGCCUUUGAGUCUUUGUUUCAUAAGUUAGGCUCCCAGGAUUUGCUCAAUUAUGCCCGUGAAGGACAUGUGCUGACUGAAAUCAACAAGUGGAAGUGGAAGGAGAUGUUGAAGAUCAUUUAUGGGGUUCUUGCGGAUGCAGAGGAGAAGCAGAUGGUGAGCAGGGCGGUGAAGACGUGGGUAAGCCAGUUGAGGAACCUGGCAUAUGAUUUGGAGGACAUUCUUGAUGAGUUUGAUUUUGAGGCUCGUCGAUCCAAGUUGAAAGCUAAACCUGUGACUGGUUCAAGUAGGGUACGAAAGCUCUCAAGUAGGGUACGAAAGCUCAUCCCUAAUAUUCGUGCUGUUAAAUUCAAUAGAGAGAUGGUUUCCAAGAUAAAGGGAAUUAGUUCCCAAUUAGCAAAGAUCACCUCACAAAGAAAUGAACUAGAUUUGAUAGAAAGUACCGGUAGUUUGAAGGAAAGAAUUCCUGCGACGUGCUUGGUGAAUGACGCCGAGAUUUAUGGGAGGGAGAAAGAUAAGAAGGCGAUUCUUGAACUUUUGAAUUCUGAAUCGACUGAUGGAAGGGUCGCUCUGAUUUCUAUAAUUGGACUGGGAGGUAUUGGUAAGACAACUCUAGCGCAGCUUAUCUUUAAUGAAGCUGGAAAGAAGUUUGAUUUGACGGCUUGGGUUUCUGUCGGUGAAGAUUUUGACGUGGUUAGACUUACAAAAAUAGUUCUUCAGUCGGUUGGUGGAGAUCUUACUUCCAACGAUUUUAAUUCGCUUCAAUUAAACUUGAAGGCAAGGCUGUCGGAGAAGAAGUUUUUUAUGGUUCUAGAUGAUGUUUGGUACGAGAAUUAUGACCAUUGGACAGACUUUCUUCGCCCGUUUGAGAAUGGGGCAAAAGAAAGUAGAAUUAUCGUCACAACUCGCAAUCUUGGCGUUUCACGGACGAUGGGUGCUAUUCAAAGUUAUACACUUAGAGUGUUGGAGAAUGAUGAUUGCCUGUCUGUGUUUGCCCAUCAUGCUCUUGGAGUAUCAAAAAGUUAUACACUUAGAGUGUGGAGGAAUUGA